AUGACGGUGGAGGUGAAGCUUGGUGUACGCGCUAAGUUCGGUGGAUUAGUCGCUAUGUUUUGGAUUACGCUUAGUAGGAGGAAUGUCCCAGAGACAGAAAUCGAAGAGAAAACAGGACAGAACGGUCCUGGUGUAACUAGUCUUGUAAAAGACAUAUCGGUUCAAGGAGCGCCACGUCCCAAAUUAUCAGAGGACUCGCGUACCGUUAAAAAUUAUCUGGACAGGGGUAAGGUUGGGUUCUAUAAACGUCAUAUCUGUGGCGUGGAUCCGCUGAAUCGAUUCUCCUUUUGCCAUACAUUCAUUGUUAUGUCGUCAGACCUCGGUUCUGAACCUAAUCAUUCAUACGGCCUGGAUGAGUUGUUUCGUAAACAACAAAAUCAGUAA
Paracoccidioides lutzii Pb01 is the source of this 384-nucleotide messenger RNA. RefSeq lists its product as hypothetical. The record is from RefSeq and is a predicted model, not a curated record. The transcript is spliced from 2 exons. The coding region runs from base 1 to 384 and encodes 127 amino acids.